Molecule: messenger RNA, 336 nt
Organism: Hirsutella rhossiliensis
Lineage: Eukaryota; Fungi; Ascomycota; Sordariomycetes; Hypocreales; Ophiocordycipitaceae
Product: telomere capping, CST complex subunit domain-containing protein
Exons: 3
Coding region: 1-336 (111 amino acids)
Biological process (GO): telomere capping
Cellular component (GO): CST complex
Molecular function (GO): single-stranded telomeric DNA binding
Source: RefSeq, a predicted model, not a curated record
AUGGACUUCAAGCGGGAAAAGGUCCGGUUCUUGGGAUGUGUCACGUCCUUCUCCCCGGCCUCCGCUUCGCUGGCGCUCGGUCACUUGUACCCCAAAGGUAGCAACGUCGUCGUGUCGGUCAACCUCGAGCUGGUGAUUGAGACGCUCCAACCAGGGCUGACACGCAUCGGUGAGUGGGUGAACGUUAUUGGGUACGUGCUGGCGAAGCCCAGGUCCUCGGCCCCCGGCUCCGGGGAUCGGGAUGGGUCUUCUGCCCACGUUCAAGCACUGGUCAUCUGGCCGACAGGACCUUUGGAUAUCCAGCACUACGAGAAAAGCUUCGAGGCGGGGCCGUGA